Molecule: messenger RNA, 1736 nt
Organism: Rhodamnia argentea
Lineage: Eukaryota; Viridiplantae; Streptophyta; Magnoliopsida; Myrtales; Myrtaceae
Product: beta-taxilin
Exons: 12
Coding region: 180-1466 (428 amino acids)
Molecular function (GO): syntaxin binding
Source: RefSeq, a predicted model, not a curated record
UCUUCAUAGUUUGCUCGAAUGGCUUUCGUGUUGAUUGUAGCGAAACAAAUCAGCGAUGCCUAGGCGUUAUUGAUUUUUCUUAAACAUCGGGAUCUGAUCGUCCGCGGUAGAUCGAGCAAGCUUCGGUUCCUGCCCUGUCUUGACCCUCAUGCUUGCUCGGUGUUUGCGAAGUGCAUAAAAUGGAGAACCCAGCUGCAACUCAGCUUCCUGAGGUGGAUGCUUUGCCGGAUGGUUUCGUUGAUGGCACCGCUGAGCCUCUUUGCCCUCCAACUCCUAAUAAUGGGGAAGCGAAGCCGCUGAACGAUUGUAGGAUCCAUAGCGGGAAUCAUUUGGAUGGGUUAGCACACGAGUUAGAGGAUUUGGAUGAUAAAGAACACAUUGAAAAGAAUUUUGGCUCACCCUUGACUCCAGGAUUGGCUCAUUCCACUCACGUGGAUUCUUCAGAGGUUUCUGGAUCCUGUGAGGUAAAAGAACAAGCUCAGGAGAAAUUUCAAAGUUCAGACAAAUCUGCUGAAGAGAAGUUGGUCCCGCAGCCAACUCAUGCUAAGGAAAAAUCUUUGCCAGAUGGAGACGAUUCUUUGAAAAACAGAAAGCAAGAAAUGUCUGAAUCAAAAAAGAAUGCCAAGCGUAGUUUUAAGUCAGAAAAGGAGUUUUUACAGUUCACUCUGAAAUAUCAACAAGUUCUUGCUGAACGAGAUGCUGCUAUUGCCGUUCGAGAUAAGCUUGAGUCACUGUGUCGGGAGUUGCAACGUCAAAACAAAAUGCUAAUGGAUGAAUGCAAACGGGUAUCAACUGAGGGACAGAAUCUGAGAUUAGACUUAUCAGCCAAGUUUCAAGAUGCAAUCCAGGAGGUGAGCAAUAAACUAGAACAGCAGAAGGAUGAAUGCCUUUCUCAGCUUAAGGAAAAUGAGAUGUUAAAAGUUAAGUUGAAGCAGCUAGCUGAGCAGUAUGUGCUUUCUGAACAACAUCAUGAACAGGAGUUAAAGCAGAAAAGUCUAGAACUCCAGAUUGCUGAUUUGAAAAUGAAGCAGCAUGAGGAGAAAGUGAUUCAGGAACAGUCCCAAAUGAAAGUAUAUGCUGAACAAGUAUCACAGCUGCUAGAAACUGAGAAAAACUUGCGGUUACAGUUGACAGCAGACGGAGAGAAAUUUCAACAAUUCCAGGAUGCAUUGACAAAGAGUAACAAAGUCUUUGAAACAUUUAAGCAAGAGAUCGAGAAGAUGGCAAAAUCAAUAAAGGAUCUCAAGAAGGAAAAUGCAUUCUUGAAGAACAAGUGUGAGAAAUCAGAUAUUACACUUAUAGAACUUGUUGAUGAGCGGGAACGCUCAAAGAAACAAAUGGAGAAACUGAAGAAUCAGAAAGAGAAGCUAGAGUCUCUGUGCCGGUCACUUCAGGCAGAGAGGAAGCAGAAUUCUGUUGGUGGCAAUGAGUCUGAUCCAAGUCUCGGUGUAAAUUCUGGUUCUUAGCUCUCGAAGGGCUUGUGGAGCUAUCGUUUUUUCUGUCAAUUCUGCAUCUGCAUUUUUGCAACAAAGAUUGCAGUACAGACCAAGCCGAGUUAAGCAACAAUGAGUCGUGUAAUUACGUUAUUGGGUUUUUUGUUUAUUCAUAUUUACGCGCCCUCGCUUGUCUUUACCUGACCAUUCUGUAAUUUUGAUUUAUCCAGACGAUAUCUUGAUGUGCCUCAAGUGUGCACAUUCAAGUAUAUCAAAUGACUUGAUUACAUCAUCUAAGCUGGA